Molecule: messenger RNA, 2484 nt
Organism: Triplophysa rosa
Lineage: Eukaryota; Metazoa; Chordata; Actinopteri; Cypriniformes; Nemacheilidae
Gene: nrm
Product: nurim
Exons: 4
Coding region: 14-844 (276 amino acids)
Cellular component (GO): nuclear membrane
Source: RefSeq, a predicted model, not a curated record
CACACCUUCUGUCAUGGCGUCGGUAACUUUGCGUGACUGUUUUCUCUGUGUUUCAGCGUUUAUUAACUUUAUCUUUGUCUUCGUGACAGGCGCUGAUUUUGUUCGUUUUGUGUCGUUUCGCGCUAUCUAUCAUAACCUGAGCGGCGGCGCGCCUCUGUGUCGAGAGUCUGUGUCGUGGUCUGUGGCUCUGCGUGACGGUGCGGUUUUACGGGCUGUAGCUGUGGAUGUUUUCCUUCUGGUCCUCUUCAGUGUUCAGCACAGUCUGUUGGCAUGGGGUCCAGUGAAGAGAGCCUGUCAGAACCUGCUGGGGGUUUUGACCAGAACCAUGUACUGCUUCACCACUGCUCUGGCACUGCAGGUGUUGAUGCGAUGUUGGCAGCCGGUCACCAGCGCCCCCUGUCUGUGGUCGGUGCAGAACACCAGCUGGGAUAUUUAUUUCCCUCUCAUCUGUUUUAUUUUACACUUUCUGUGCUGGGCGAUCAUCUGCAGCAUUCUCCUUAUAUUUGACUAUCCAGAAUUACUGGGCAUCAAACAGGUGUAUUACGAGUGUUUGGGUCUGGGCGAUCCUCUCUCUUUAAAGUCUCCACGUGCCCAGCGGCUCUUCGCUCACCUGAGACAUCCCGUGUGUGUGGAGCUGCUCGCGGUUCUUUGGGUUCUUCCCACGUUUCCCGUGGACCGUCUCGUGCUGGCCGUUUAUCUGUCUGUAUAUCUGAUGGCGGCUCACUCUCUGGACACACAGGACUGUACAUAUCUCAACCGACAGCUGCAGACCAAACUGAAAGUCUUCUGCGCACCGCUAGAGGACAAUGAUCAGAGUAAUAACAACCUCAACAAACAGGACUAAAAAAUCAAGUGUUAUGUUCACAUUAGCAUGAGGCCAUCUUUACCGGUGGAAAUACUCAAUCAUGAUAUUUCUCAUAUAAAAAUAGAGGUAGAAAUGAUCAAAACAUCAAAAUAAACGGAGCUAUUUCUAUUUGACAGUUACAGCAGCUCAUGUCUAGUCCAGAUUAAAAAGAGUUGAAGUGCCUUACACAGUCAAUAUGAUUUGAUUCAUCGGCGAUCAUUUUAAUUCAGUUUAGUUUUCAUUGUCGUAAUCUGUUUAUGGUUUCUUGUUGAAAUCUAUUCAAAAAUCGUAAGGUACGUACAACUUUACAUUUUAAUACCUACAUAAAGUGACCAUUCUACUGGUGCAAAUGAGAUUUCAUUGUGUAAAGGUUCUCUUUUUUUGAAGAAUUAGAAACAUGACCGAUGAUUUUUGACUAGUUUAAAUUCAACGUUUCGUAUCAUUUAUGCAAGUAAUUAUGAGAUUGUUUUGAUGAAUUGGCAUUUGAAGAGUUUGGUUCCAAAAUGACAUAACUCAUUCACUUUUUCAAAAAUCAUGUUUUUUAUGAUGUCAUCAUGUUUUAUUGUGUUAGUUAGCUGUAUUUUUGGAGUUAUUAUGGCUUAAAUCAACACAAACCAACUGCAGUUUGAUUGAAAUGAAUUGGAUUGAACAACAUUUAUUUAUUUUAUUUUAAAAUGAACUCAUUUUGGAACCAAACUCUUUAUUUUAACUUGCAUUAGCGAAUACUGUCAUAGUUACGUUGAACUCUUUAGUGCAUACUUUGAGGUGGUUUCCCAUACGGGCUUAAGACUAGUCCUAGACUAAAAUACUGAAAACUGAAAAUACAGCAGUGCCGUUGUUUUGUCUCGAGAUGCACAACUGUAAUGCUUGUUUGUUGAAACUACUUAAAUGCCCCAAAGCUAAGGCCUAGUCCUGUGUUAAACUAAUCCCUGUUUCUGGAACCCCCCUUGUGUUUUUAAAUAAGCGUCAACGUCGAGCUAUCAAUUCGUGACUAUUAAUUCAUUAUUUUACACACACCUGGAAAAUACAUCACAUGUUUCUAGUAUUAAUGAUUUGAGAUGCACUCUGUAGGGUGUAAACCAAGUGUUGACUGUGUUUGUAGUCUUCGUGUUUUCUAUCCAUGACUAAUAGAAUAGAUCGAGCAGCAGAAUAUUUUUAUAAGUCUCUUAUGAUCUGUCAUGUAUUUUGAAUGAGAUUUAUGUUGUCUGAAGGUGACGAGGAGGGCAGGUCAUGAGAUUAAACUGCUUUAUUCAGAUCUCUGACCGGAGUCAUUAACAACACACAAACACACAAUCAAACACACACACCUGAACCAUGAGCAGCUAGAUCACACAUAUAGAGAAAUAAACUUUAUUUUUAUAGGUCAAGAGUAUGUUCUUUUCUUGAGACUUUUAAAACAGCUUUUACACCCUCAGGCUUAUUUUGAUGUCACGUCAUUAACUUGUGUUAAUGUUGAGUAUUAUUUUUGUGUUUCUGUUGACAAACAACCAUGUGUCAUACCUACUGGAAAAUGUGCCUUUGUUUUUUGUUAUUAUGAAUACAGCUUGAAAUGUGUGUACUUGAAUACGAAGUCACUUACUGCAGAAUGUAUUUUUACAUGAUUAUUAAACAUUGCUUUUUCAGAACUUGUAAGGUUUUUC